Messenger RNA from Diplodia corticola, 1119 nucleotides. RefSeq names its product glutamine-serine-proline rich protein. NCBI's taxonomy places the organism in Eukaryota, Fungi, Ascomycota, Dothideomycetes, Botryosphaeriales, Botryosphaeriaceae. The coding region runs from base 1 to 1119 and encodes 372 amino acids. The record is from RefSeq and is a predicted model, not a curated record. The transcript has a single exon.
AUGGGCAACCACCCGUCUGCCGUGGCCGACGACGGCCAGAGCUCGGUACACCGCCAGAGCUACACGGUGCGCGGCGAUCUCUACGCCCGCGCCGUCACGGCCUCGACCGUCAACGCCCGCGUCGUCUACGCCCGCAAAAUCACAUGCCAGCGCGCCCAGAUCAGCCGCCAGGAGCCCUUGCUGCCCCACAACUACCGCGAGCCGCCUCACCGCUCCAUCACGGCCCACACCGUCAGCGCCGACGCCAUCUACGCCGACGAGAUCAACUGCAAGACCCUGCGCUGCUACGACGUCGUCGUCGCCGAGGGCGAGUCGUGGCGUGCCAAGCGCAUCGAGUGGCAGGACCGCAACCAGGUCGACUGGGACGGCAAGGAGGACGACGAGAGCGAGGAGUCGGACAAUGACAGCGACGCCGAGACCACCCGCGACGCCGAGCGCGCCCGCCGCAAGAAGAUGGUCACCUACGGCGCUGCCGGUGCCCUGGGUCUUGCCCUGGGCGGCGCCGCCCUCGCCUACGGCCACCACCGCCACGAGGAGAAGGAGGAGAAGGAGAAGAAGGAGAAAGAAGAGCUGCGCCGCCGCGAGGAGGAGGAAGAGCAGCGCCGCCGCCGUGAGCAGGACGAAAAGCACCGCCACGACGACGAGGACAAGCGCAGGCGCGACGAAGAGGACCGCCGCCGCCGUGAGCAGGAGCAGCAGCACCACGCCCCGCCCCAGCAGCAGCAGCCCAUGCACGGCGGCGGUGGCGGCGACUCGCACGCCGGCCACCACCAGAAGAUGCACGGCGGCAACUACCACCUGUCGUCGCGCGGCCCGCGGCUGUGGUCCGACGGCAACCACUGCUUCCUGAUCGCCGAGUGCGACGCGGGCGGCGGCCGCUUCCAGGAGUCGCGCAUCGACCUCGACGAGAUCAUCACCAACCGCAACGGCGAGUUCGCCUGGGUGCACCGCGGCGAGCCGGGCAACUUCAGCGGCACCGCCGAGCGCUGGGAGAUUGUCGACGCCGGCAACGUCAUGGUCGCCGAUCUGCGCAAGGUCGACGGCUCCACCCACCGCCGCCGCUUCGUCCUGUCCGAGAAGAUCACCAACCAGGGCGGUCAUCUCCAGUACAUUGACUAG